CCGUCCAUGCUGCAGCUUUGCUGCCCCUCAAAAUUUGUAAUCCGAAGGCCCCCACUUAUUCAUCAUUCCCUUUGAACCCAAAUGUUUUGAUUUGUUAAAAUCACAAACGAAUAUCAGUUGUUACUGCAACAGCAACCAACAGCUCUCAAAGGGUGAGCCAACAGAACUUGACAGCUUCGGCUUAAAAUCGUUUUAGGCGCGCGAGCGCUCGGGCGCACAGAAGGCAUGGACGAGGCGGAUUUUGACCUGCUUAUGGCUCUUGCCGACGAGGCAGAGGAGGAGCCAGCACCAAAGCUCGCCGCCUUGGCAUCGAAACCUCUUGCCGCAAGCAAACAUGUUCCAGUGGGCGCAGCGGCGCCGUCAGCUGCCACCACGUCAAUGCAGCAGGCUUUCGGACCUAUCGGAACGGUGUAUUUUACCUCGGACGGGAGCCAGCAGCGACCCGGUGCUUCAACCGCCAAGCCCCCUGGAAAGGCCUUUUCAGAUGGCUACCUGGAUCGCACCUCGGGGUUCCGGGUGUCCAAGCCGGUCAUCGGCAGCCUGGUGCUGCAUGAGCGGCUGAGCGAUGGCGAUGUGGUGUACCUACACCUCAAGGACAUACGCGCCAACCGGGAGUACGCGGGGCGCUGGGCCACCAUGGCUGUGCUGGUGGGCAAGACGCAGGCCACGGGCAAGGACGGCGGCAGCUACAGCCGCUGGACGCUUAACGACCUGGCGGGCAAGCAGGUGACUCUGUUCCUGUGGCGCAAGGCCGCGGCGGAGCACUACAAGGAGGUGGAGGGCAGCCUGCUGCUGCUGUGGAGCCCGCAGGUGCGCGCUGACUCUGGCGCUGGUGGUGGCGGCGGCGGCGGCGGCGGCUUCAGCCUGCACAUAGACAAGCCGGAGCAGAUGCAGCGGCCGGGGCUGGCGGCGGACUUCGCGUUCUGCAGGGGCAUUCGCAAGGACGGCCAGCGCUGCACGUACCCGGUGAACCGCAGCACCUGCGAGUACUGCCCCUACCACGCACAGUCGGCGCUGCGCGCGCUGAGCUCGCACCGCUCCGACAUGGCGGGGGCCAACCUGCUGCAGCGCCAGCUUCUGCCGCAGGCGCGUGCCGCCCAGAAGCACGCCACCGCCGCCGCCUCCGCCGCCGGCCGCUCCGUGUCGGCGCCCGGCAUGAACGCCCUCAUCGCCAAGCCCCUGCCCGCAGCCGUGGUGAAGCAGCUGCCCGGUGGCAUCGCCGGCAGCGGCCGGAUGCUGCCGGCCGCCGGCGCCGCGGGCGGCAGUGGCAGCUCAGCUUCUUCUACUGCGGCGGCCACGGCCGGCAGGCCUGCGGUCGCCAUGAUGAGGAGCACGGGCGCGUACGGCAGUGAGGAGGACUAUGGGCCGGACCUGGCGGCUGUAGCUGGGGCUGGUGGCGGUGGUGGUGGCGGUGGUGGUGCUACUGCCGGCGGCGCCAAGCGCUCGUACGGCACGGCGCUGCUGGCGGGGUUGCAUGAGCGGCAGGCGGCGGGCGAGGUCCCGGAGGGCGGCGCCCCCGACCCCAAGCGGCGGCGGUCGGAGCUGGAGUGUAUCGCGGAGGCCGCCAAGGCUCGCGCCGUGGCGGCCGCACGCGCUGCGGGCACACUGCAGCGGCAUCCCCCGCACUCCUCCGUGACGCCCGCCCGCACUGCGGCCGUCGCCGUGGGCACCGCCGCCCUCCUCGCGCCAACGCCCGCGCCUCGCUCCGCCGGCGCUGCUGCCGCGUCUGCCACCCCUGCUGGCGCUGCUGCUGCCCGCGCGAUGCUGGCCUCAUCGGGUCCGCGCUUCACUCCGCGGCCGCCGCCGCUGCCCGCACACCUAGCCGCACUACUCAAGUCGCCAGACGCGGCAGCCUCCAGCGGCGGUGCAGCCGCCAGCGGCGGCGCCGGCGCCAGGGCACCGGGGCGGCCGGGUGCCGUUGCGGGUGCGGGUGCGGGUGCCACCGGCAUCAGGGGGUCGUGGGCGCGGGGCCCCACUGCGGCGCCCCCAGCCCGCACGGGAGCUGCCGCGAAGGCACCGCCGCCUCAGCCGCAGCAGCAGGCUCAAAGGGCCAAGCCGCCUGCGGGUGCCGACCAGCAACAGCGGCAGCCACAGUCGCAGCUACAGCCGCAGCAGCAUGGACGGAAGGAAGAGGAGGAUGAGGAGGCGGACAUGGUGGAACUGGACGUGGGUGGAGCAGAUGGGGCGGAGGCCGGCGGCGACGAGGGCGAUAUCCUGAUUGUGGAGCCCGCGGAGGAGGCGGAGGAUGGAGGUGGCGCAGCGGCGGCACAGCAAGAGCAGGAUACGGAGGGCGGGGCAGGAGGCGAAGACCUCGUUGUCCUAGAGGAGGAGGAGGAGGAGCAGCAGCUGACGGAGCAGGAGCGGAAACAGCGCAAGCCGCAGGAUACGCAGCCACAAAACCGGAGAAUCGAGCAGCAGCAACAGCAGCAGCAGCAGCAGCAGCAGCAGGAUGUCAAGGUAGCGGGCCAGGCCGUCGGCGGUGACGGUGAUGGCCGUGGCGAGGCAGGCGCGGGCGCGGGUGGCGCCGGCGGCAGGAACGGGGAGGGCCGGGGGGCGGCUGCUGGGGUUGAGCCGGAGGCGGAUGAGGUGGAGCUGUGUGGCCUGGAUGAGCUGCUGGACAUGUUCCCCGAGCUGCAGGAGGGGGAACAGGAGGAGCGACAGCAGCAACAGCAGCAGCAGCAGAAGCAGGGGAGUGAUGGGAGUGAGGGGCGCAGCAGGGCUGCCGCUGCCGCCGUCGUCACCGCCGCGUGUGGAGGCCGCAAGGCAGGCACGUCACACACGGCAGGCGGCCAGCAGAAGGGACCUGGUUCAGCCGCGGCAGCUGGGCUGCUGCCGCGUGUGGCGGGCCUGUCCGCCGUCGCGCCGCAGUCCGUGCGGGCGGCGGAGGCGCGCAAGCAGCAGGCCGCGGCGGCCAAGGCCCGCGCGGAGAAGCUGCGCGCGCUGGGGCUGGCGAACAAGCAGCAGGGCGGCGGCGGUGCUGCUGCCGCCCCGCAGCUACAGCCGGGAAUGGCGGCAGCGGUGCCGGGCGGCCGCGCGCCCCUGGCCCCGCACAAUGGCGGACUGGAUGUGGCCGCGGCGACGGCGCUGGCGAUCGCAAAGGGCCUGCCGCUACCCAGGCCUCGAGCUGGUGGUGGUGGUGGUGGCACGCGGGGCGGUGCUGCUGCCGUGGGAGGCCGGCCGGGCGGCGGUGCUGCAGGCGGUGCGGGUGCUGCUGCUGCCGGUCCCUCAGCCAUGGAGGCGGCGUUUGGCGCGCUGGCCAAGGCGCUGCCCAACGAGAAGGCGGGCGUGGAGUCGCGGUACAGCGAGCUGUCUGAGGAGGCGGCGGGCGACGCCGUGCUGUCCAUGCUGGCUGGUCUGGAGGCGCGUGACGCGCUGGCGGCGCAGCUGGACUCCGUCAUGCAGCUCAAGGUAACGGCCUGGCACUGCGCCACCUGCGAGCGGCUGAGCGAGUGGAUGGACAAGCGCUGCCGCGACGAGGGCCACGCGCUGAGCAAGACCAGCACGCUCAAGCGCUUCUGGAAGUGCGACCACUGCAACGCCCGCAUCACCACCUUGGGCGUGCGCUUCCCAGGCAACCGCUGCAGCAAGUGCAACAAUCCCUCCCUGGAGUUCACGGCCUGCAGCAUGUACCGCGGCCCCCGCGACGUCAAGACCUCGGCGGGCGCCGGCGGCAGCGGCGGGCUGGCGGGCAAGGAGAACCUGUUCGCCUGCCUGGACGAGCACCCAGAGAUGGGCAAGCGCACCUUCCGCUAGCUGCCGCGGCGGCGGCAAUGGUGGUGGUGGCGUUGGUGUGGUGUGUAUGGAUGCAAGUGUGUGGAUGUGUGUGUGUGGUUGGGGUAGUCGGGAUGUAUCGAGGUGUGUGAUGGAGCUGGAUGGAGGUCAUAUGUGGCGGCGGCAGAGGUUGCGGGAUGCAGACGAGCAGGCUAAUCGAUGAGAAACGUGGCCCUCCCGCUCUUCGCGCCCCCCCCCCCUUGAGUCGUUGCGCUCCAGCAGCUCAGCCCAAUAAAUGUGGUGGAGUAAGCAACACGUGGUGCGCCGAGGCUGAUUCAAAACAACAUAUCGACGUGCUUGGAAACAAGGGGUGUCAGCUUUGUACAGCUGGAAAAUGGGCUGAGCCCCCGUACGCUUGGGAGCUAAUAGGCGUGUAACGCCCCGUUAGA
Messenger RNA from Chlamydomonas reinhardtii, 4160 nucleotides. RefSeq lists its product as uncharacterized. The record is from RefSeq and is a predicted model, not a curated record. The transcript has 15 exons. Gene Ontology annotation, molecular function: DNA replication origin binding; single-stranded DNA binding. Lineage: Eukaryota; Viridiplantae; Chlorophyta; Chlorophyceae; Chlamydomonadales; Chlamydomonadaceae. The coding region runs from base 226 to 3753 and encodes 1175 amino acids. Gene Ontology annotation, biological process: DNA replication initiation; DNA replication. Gene Ontology annotation, cellular component: nucleus; replication fork protection complex.